GAUAUUAGUGGGUCAAAUCACUCUUAUAACCUCAACCUUGAUUGUGUUAUCUCAAGAACGUUUUCAUUGAAAAAACUUCAUUUGGUCGGAUCGGGCCGAAAGCUAUCAACCCUUUCGUAACCCGAACAAGUGUCAUUUUGAAAUAAUACAGAAAGUUCGGUCGGCGCAUGUGUGUCGAACUUAGAAGAACAAGUUUCUCCUAUUGUUUUGUUUUGUGAGUUUUUCAAUCUUGCUCAAAUGACCGUGACAGUGGGUUUAGUUCUAUUCGCCUUAUUUUCAUGUACCUCAGAAAAUCCAACGAACGUGUGCCAGCCCAACUUUGAUUGCCUAUCCACAUCCGAUUGCCAAAUUAAUUUCGACGAUUAUGUAGUGUAUCCGUGCAAUCGGGGCAAGAAAAUAUGCUGCCCUAUCCUGGAAAAUCGUCCCUUGACUAGUAAAAUAACGAACGAGUACGAAUUUAUAACCACAACAGAUAGAUUCGACUACAGUACCAAGGGCAACUUCGGAAAAACAAAUAAUUUUCAGCAGAAUUUAGGACAGAAUCAAGUGCAAGAUUUAAAUGUUAUUAAAAACGUUGAUAAAAGUACUCAAUACGAGGAAAACCAAGAGUUUUCGCGGAAUGCAAGCCUGAGUGGCUCCAUAUCGAAUAGACCAGUGUUCAAUUAUUAUCCCAACGAUCCGAAAACAACAACCAGAAUACCAAUUUCUGCGGAACCUUUUGAACACGUCAGAUUCAAUAUUCCGGAUUACAAUACAGUAGAUAAUCGAACUUAUCCAGGAAAAACUGAAAAUGUGGAACAAACUGUUGAAGAGAGGGAUAAUUACCCAGUUAUAAGAAGGAGGAAACCUUUCAAAGAAAAUUGCGGAUUGACAUUCGCAGAUAAUAAAGUAACUGGAGGAAAAGUAGCAGAAAUUGGACAGUUUCCAUGGAUGGCACUGCUGGCCUUUAGACAGGCUGCUCAACCAGAUCCUCAAUUUUUAUGCGGUGGUUCUCUAAUAACGACCAGGCAUGUCUUGACAGCAGCACACUGUAUCAUCGAAAACAGACCUCUAGAAUUAGUUUUCGUCAGGCUUGGAGAGUACAAUCUUAGUACAGGAAGGGAUUGUGUUAGUUUUGGAGAUGACCGAAUUAUAUGUGCUGAUCAACAUGUGGAUGUACCAGUUGAACAGGUUACGGUGCACCCCGAAUAUAACAGAAGAACGCUUAAAAAUGACAUUGCACUCAUAAGAUUGAGAUACGAAGUGCGAGAAACAGAUUAUGUGAGAGCAAUCUGCUUGCCGUUCGAUAAGAAUUGGUCAUAUUCGGAUCUGACAGCUCAGAAUUUCACUGUUAGUGGUUGGGGCAAAACCCAGUCAGGAAACCUCUUUGGCUCGGACAUCCUUCAAUUUGCCAAGGUGACGACCUGGGAUCAGCAUAAAUGCAAUAGCUCCAUUCCUACCCAAGUGAAACCUCUCAGUGAUACGCAGAUAUGUGCUAAUGGUCAAAAUACAGAAGAUGCAUGUAAAGGUGACAGCGGAGGACCUUUGAUGAAUAUAACACUCGAUAAGAGUUUAGAAGUGAGACAUAUUCAGUUUGGAAUUGUCUCGUUCGGUACAGCAACUUGUGGAGAUAAGAACUUACCCACCAUCUACACCAGGGUCGACAAAUAUCUUAAAUGGAUAUUAGAUACUGUCACUUGAAAAUCAAUAAUAUAUUAUUGCCUCGUAAGAAA
This is a messenger RNA of Coccinella septempunctata (seven-spotted ladybird), 1712 nucleotides long. Its product is annotated as phenoloxidase-activating factor 3-like. The coding region runs from base 238 to 1680 and encodes 480 amino acids. Gene Ontology annotation, molecular function: serine-type endopeptidase activity. The transcript is spliced from 6 exons. Gene Ontology annotation, biological process: proteolysis. NCBI's taxonomy places the organism in Eukaryota, Metazoa, Arthropoda, Insecta, Coleoptera, Coccinellidae. The record is from RefSeq and is a predicted model, not a curated record.